AUGCAGGCCCCAACUCCCCGCGUCGCCGACGACCAUCCUGCGAGGAUCAGUAACAGCUGCGGGCCGUACGUCGGUUGCAAGAAGCCUAACCCCCUCGCGACCGAUUUGACCGGCGACCGGUCGUCGCGCUGCGUGUCCGUGCCGCUCUGUUAUGACCUCCGUGUCUCUUACAGCCUUCGCGGUCCAUCACACCGGGCGGGCAAUCCCAUGUCCGGCAAAGGCGGCGACGGCGGCGUCAUGCCGCCCGUCGUCCAUGACGUUGACCCCGAUUCCAACCCCUCGGAUCCCUCCAAGACGCACCGCACCAUCAUUGAGCAUGCCCGCUCGGCCGCCUCCAAGGAGCAGUCCAUGACGCUCCUGCAAGGCCUCAAGCUCUAUCCCAAGGCCGUCGCUUGGAGUCUGCUCAUCUCGACCUGCAUCGCCAUGGAGGGCUACGACAUCAGCCUCGUCAACAACUUUUACGCCUUUCCCCAGUUCAACCGCAAGUACGGUGUCCAGCUCCCGGACGGCACCUACGAAGUUCCCGCGCGGUGGCAGGCAGGGCUGAGCAACGGCGCCACCGUCGGCGAGAUCAUCGGCCUCUUCAUCAACGGCUUCGUCUCGGAGCGCUUCGGCUACCGCUACACCGUCAUGACCUGUCUCGUGCUCGUCGCCGCCUUCACCACCAUCUUAUUCACCGCCCCCAACGUCGAGGCCCUGCUCGUCGCCGAGAUCCUUUGCGGCAUCCCCUGGGGUAUCUUUCAGACUCUCACCAUCACCUACGCCUCGGAGGUCUGCCCCAUCGCCCUGCGCAGCUACCUGACCACCUACGUCAACUUCUGCUGGGGCUUCGGCCAGCUGAUCGGCAUCGGCGUCAUCCGCUCCAUGCUCAGCCGGCACGACGAAUGGGCCUAUCGCAUCCCCUACGCCCUUCAGUGGAUGUGGCCCUUUCCCCUCCUCGUCGGCAUCUGGUUCGCCCCCGAGUCCCCCUGGUGGCUUGUCCGCCAAGGCAAGGUCCAGGAGGCCAAGCGCUCGCUCCUCCGCCUCACCAGCCUGAACCGCGAGACCGGCUUCGACGCCGACGAGACGGUCGCCAUGAUGGUCCACACCACCGCCCUCGAGGAGAAGCUGACGGCCGGCGCCAGUUACUGGGACUGUUUCAAGGGCGUCGACCUUCGUCGAACCGAGAUCGUCUGCAUGACGUGGGCCAUCCAGAACCUGAGCGGCAACGCCUUCUCCAACUACUCCACCUACUUCCUCAAGCAGGCCGGCCUGUCCGAGGAAAAGUCGUAUUCAUUCGCCAUGGGCCAGUACGCCAUCAACAUGGUCGGCGUCUUUGGUGCCUGGGGUCUCAUGUCGCUGGGCGUCGGUCGCAGGUCCAUGUACCUCUACGGCCUCUGUGGUCUCUGUGCCAUGCUUUUCGUCCUCGGCUUCCUGGGGCUCGUCCCGGAGGAGCACAGGACCCAGGGGUCGCUCGCCACCGGCAGCAUCAUGAUUGUCUGGGCCCUCUUCUACCAGCUGACCGUGGGCACCGUCUGCUACUCCUUGGUGAGCGAGUUGUCCUCGCGCAGGCUGCAGAUUAAGACGGUCGUGCUGGGCCGGAACCUCUACAACGUCGUCGGCAUCCUUACCAAUGUUCUGACGCCGUACAUGCUCAACCCCAGCGCGUGGAACUGGCGGAAUUAUGCCGGCUUCUUUUGGGGCGGAAUCUGCUUCAUGUGCAUCAUUUACACCUACUUCCGCCUACCAGAACCGAGAGGGCGAACCUUUGCCGAGUUGGAUGUGCUUUUCCAGAAGGGCGUGAGCGCAAGAAAGUUUGCCGUCACCGACGUCAAUGUUUUCCACGAGUCGGUGGAAGAUGAGAUCAUGAAUCGGUACGAGAGCAUAACUUCUCAGACGGUCAACGGCGGAAAGAUUGCCUGA
Molecule: messenger RNA, 1902 nt
Organism: Drechmeria coniospora
Lineage: Eukaryota; Fungi; Ascomycota; Sordariomycetes; Hypocreales; Ophiocordycipitaceae
Product: maltose permease
Exons: 5
Coding region: 1-1902 (633 amino acids)
Biological process (GO): transmembrane transport; carbohydrate transport
Cellular component (GO): membrane
Molecular function (GO): carbohydrate:proton symporter activity
Source: RefSeq, a predicted model, not a curated record